Penicillium subrubescens is the source of this 2082-nucleotide messenger RNA. Its product is annotated as sodium:solute symporter family protein. Lineage: Eukaryota; Fungi; Ascomycota; Eurotiomycetes; Eurotiales; Aspergillaceae. Gene Ontology annotation, cellular component: plasma membrane. The record is from RefSeq and is a predicted model, not a curated record. The transcript has 3 exons. The coding region runs from base 1 to 2082 and encodes 693 amino acids. Gene Ontology annotation, molecular function: urea transmembrane transporter activity. Gene Ontology annotation, biological process: urea transmembrane transport.
AUGGGCAACGAACUCCGCGUCCUCCCUGCAAGCGUCGGCUAUGGCAUCGUAAUCGGGAUCGGCGGCAUAUUCGCCCUAUUCAUGCUCAGUCUAACCUGGCUGCAAAACCGAUACACCCGAUUCUCAACCCACCACGCCGAAGAAUUCAACACAGCCUCUCGAUCCGUCAAACCAGGCCUCAUCAGUGCCGGUAUUGUAUCAUCCUGGACAUGGUCCGCCACACUCCUAACAAGCUCAACCUUCGCAUACGAAUACGGUGUCUGCGGACCAAUGUGGUAUGCAGCCAUGGGCACCCUCCAAAUCCUCCUCUUCGGACUGAUCGCAAUCAAAAUCAAAACAAAUGCGCCGGGGGCCCAUACAAUGCCCGAGAUCGUACUCGCGCGCCAUGGGAAGAUCGCACACCUAACAUACCUGUACUACGGUCUGGCGACUAACAUGCUUGUCGGCGCGUGUCUGGUCCUCGGCGGUGCACAGGUCGUCGAGGCGUUGACUGGGAUGAAUGUCUACGCGGCGACGUUCCUUAUUCCUGCUGUUGUAGCGGCGUAUGUGAUUGCUGGUGGAUUGCGGUCGACUUUUAUCGCGGAUUAUACGCACACGGUGAUUCUUUUUAUUGCGAUUUUGGUUUUUGGCUUUUUAAUCACUGCUACGAGUGAUCUCGUUGGUAGCCCGGGCAGGUUGUAUGAUCUCCUGCAAGAGGCCUCGCGGAAGAUGCCGAUCGAGCGGAAUACUGAUGGCUCUUAUUUGGCGUUUCGCUCGGUGGGAGGGUUGAUCUUUGCAUUUGAUUUGUUCGUCGCCGGGUUCACUACUGUCUGGCUCGAUCAGGCGUAUUGGCAGCGGGCGAUUGCUUCGAAGCCGGAGACCUCGGUGAAGGCUUAUAUCCUCGGUGGGAUUGCGUGGUAUGGCAUUCCGUUUGGAUUUGCGACAGUCAUGGGCCUUGGUUGCGCAGCUCUCACUGGUGACCCGCGUUUCCCUACAUACCCAAACCCACUGUCAGCCGAACAAGUUGGCGCAGGGCUGUCUGCACCAGCAACAGCCAUUGCACUUCUUGGAAAAGGUGGCGCGGUAUUGAUGCUGAUCCUGUUGUUCAUGGCCGUGACUAGCUCGACAUCUGCAGAGCUAAUUGCGGUCUCGUCACUGUUAACCUUUGACGUGUAUAAGACAUACUUUCGCCCAAACACAAUCUCGACUGAUCUGGUCAGGGUAAGCCAUUGGGCGAUUGUAGUAUACGCACUGGUCCUUGCAGCAUUCUGCUGUGUUCUCAAUGCGGUCGGUAUCAGUUUGACUUGGGUGUUGACCGUGCUAGGCGUGAUCGUCGGCGGUGCUGCUCUGCCUGUCGGGAUGAUCCUCCUAUGGAAGCCCAUGUCAACUGUUGCAGCUAUUGGCGCGCCAUGGAUAGGCCUUUUAUGCGGUGUCAUCGUCUGGUUCAUUACAGCGUGGAAGCGCAAUGGGUCGAUUAGUGUCGCCAGCACUGGAGAUACGACUAAUGCUCUUGCUGGGAACAUCGCCUCCUUCGGGGGCGGAUUCAUCAUGGCUGUGGUAUUGAGCUAUGCAUUUCCCAAGAAGCAUGAAUCUCCUGAUCUGAAUGCGAUCACUGGUAUUGCAGCGAGCAUCGAGCCUCCGACGCUCGGCCCAGAACAGACACCUCCGACCGCGGAGAAAGAGAACGAGAAGGUCGCGAAGCCAGUCUCGGACGAUAUGUUGAAAUCACAGUCACUGCCUGCCUUCAGGAACGAAUUAGUCGACUACCUCGAGUCCAGCACCAUCGAGCCUAUGGACCCUGAGCUCGCCCGGAAAGGCACGCGUAUUGCCGUGGUCGCCAACACGAUCUUCUUCUUUGGGGCUGUCAUCCUGGUGCCAUUCACACUAUUUGGCACCAGCUACAUAUACAGCAAGCCCUUCUUCACAGGCUGGGUGGUAGUCUCGUUCAUUUGGAUCUGGACGAGUGUGAUGAUUUGCGUUGUUUACCCAGUGGUGGAAAGUAUGGGGGCAUUGCGGAGCAUUAUGGGUGGUCUGUGGGGCGAUAUGAAGGCUGUGCUGGGCCGUCGCAAGGAGAAAGUUGCCGGGAUUCGCGACGCCGCGUGA